AUGUCGUUUUUGAGCGAACCAGAAGCGGAUUCUAAUCCAACCAUAACUACUCUGAAGAUUUUGAUUGUCGGUGAGAGCGGAGUCGGGAAAUCGAGUUUGAUGUUACGCUUCGUCGAUGAUACAUUCGAUCCUGAAUUGGCUGCAACAAUAGGUGCGUCUGAGCGGAGCUCUGUUAUAGGUGUUGAUUUCCGGGUUACAACAAUGAACAUUGAUGGAAAUAGGGUUAAACUCGCAAUUUGGGAUACGGCUGGUCAGGAACGAUUUCGAACACUGACACCAAGCUACUACCGGGGUGCGCAAGGUGUGAUAUGUGUAUAUGACGUUACAAAUCGAAGUUCUUUUGAAAAUCUUAAUCAUUGGAUGACAGAAGUGGAAACGUAUAUUACCAAAGGAGAUGCAGUUAAAAUGCUCGUUGGGAAUAAAAUAGACAUGCCAAAUCGUGAAGUCUCUCGGGAAGAUGGUCUAAAGUUUGCCAAGCGUCAUCGCGCGCUUUUUAUUGAAGCUAGCGCGAAAACCAAGGAAGGAGUUCAGUGUGCAUUCGAAGAACUUAUUGAAAAGAUUAUUCAAACACCUGGACUUUGGGAAAGUGAUAAACCGGCUUUUCGUCUGGGGCAACACUCUACGACCGCCAGUGAUUCAUAUUGUGGUUGUUAA
This is a messenger RNA of Angiostrongylus costaricensis, 654 nucleotides long. Lineage: Eukaryota; Metazoa; Nematoda; Chromadorea; Rhabditida; Metastrongylidae. The record is from the annotation of a GenBank genome assembly.